Molecule: messenger RNA, 6766 nt
Organism: Poecilia reticulata (guppy)
Lineage: Eukaryota; Metazoa; Chordata; Actinopteri; Cyprinodontiformes; Poeciliidae
Product: EPH receptor A5
Biological process (GO): axon guidance; protein phosphorylation; ephrin receptor signaling pathway
Cellular component (GO): plasma membrane; dendrite
Molecular function (GO): protein binding; ATP binding; transmembrane-ephrin receptor activity
Source: RefSeq, a predicted model, not a curated record
GGUUUCACCUGUGGGUGGUCUGUGAUUGGAGAGACCUUGCGCUUUUUCUCCGCCCCCCGGCGCGUUGCCCGCCUUCCCCAAACCAGAGCUCACUCCGCUCCUCAUUACCGUCCUCUGGUCGCGGCGGAACAUGAGCUCCAAUCUGCGCGAGCGGACGUUGAACAAUACAAAUGGUUUUCUCACGGUUUCCCGUCUGAUCCUGACUGAAGCUGCUCUUGUUUAGGGACCUCCUGCCACGGUUGCCGGCUUUGAAUUUUUAUUUUUGUUCUAAUAUUUUGUUGUUGUUGUUGUUGUUGUUUUUGGACGCGCCAUGCAAUCUCGUUGGAGGAGUUGUGGCAUUCGGCCGGUGGCAUGGACGUGGACUUGGAGUCUGGCAGUUAUCGGAGCGUGGUGCAUCCCCGCAAAUGAAGUGAACCUGCUGGAUUCUCGCUCCGUGAUGGGAGACCUUGGUUGGGUGGCUUAUCCAAAGAAUGGGUGGGAAGAGAUCGGGGAAGUAGACGAAGACUAUGCCCCCAUCCACACCUACCAAGUCUGCCGAGUGAUGGAGCAGAACCAGAACAACUGGCUCCACACCAACUGGAUCCUGACUGAGGGUGCCCAGCGAGUGUACAUCGAACUCAAGUUUACGCUUAGAGACUGCAACAGCCUGCCUGGUGGGGUCGGGACCUGCAAGGAGACUUUUAACAUGUACUACUAUGAAACGGAUGGCGAUGAGGAUGACAUGGAGGAUGGCAGGAUGAGGGACGGUGUUGGCAUAACUGAAGAGGAAGACAGGGUGUUGAAGGAGAGCAGAUACAUCAAAAUUGACACCAUAGCAGCCGACGAGAGCUUUACCGAACUGGACCUGGGGGACCGCGUCAUGAAGCUCAACACUGAAGUCCGGGAUUUAGGUCCUUUGUCCCGGAAAGGUUUCUAUUUGGCCUUUCAGGAUUUGGGGGCCUGCAUUGCAUUGGUAUCUGUGCGGGUUUUCUACAAACGCUGCCCGUUCUUGGUGAAAAGCCUGGCAGAAUUUUCGGACACCAUCCCGGCAUCGGAGGCGUCGCAGUUGGUUGAGGUGGUGGGCCGCUGCGUCAAUAACUCGGUGCCCUUAUAUGAGCCGCCACGGAUGCACUGCAGCACAGAAGGCGAAUGGCUGGUGCCCAUUGGGAAGUGUGUCUGCAAACCAGGGUUUGAGGAAAACAGCGGUUCUUGUCAAGUGUGCAAAAUGGGGUUUUACCGCUCACAGCUGGAGUCUUCAGCCUGCAGUAAAUGUCCACCCCACAGUGUGGCCAGACAGAUGGGGGCCACGGCCUGUAGCUGUGAAGAUGGAUAUUAUAAGAUCGACUCUGACCCUCCUAGUAUGGCCUGCACACGCCCUCCCUCUGCACCACGGAAUGCAAUUUCCAACGUCAAUGAAACCAGUGUCUUUUUGGAGUGGUCCAUUCCAGUGGAGACAGGUGGCAGGAAGGACAUYCGCUACAACAUCCUGUGCAGACGUGUUUUACCAGACGGCAGAGGACUGGAGGAGUGUGGCCCCAACGUGCGGUUUCUGCCACGCAGGCUUGGUCUCUCRAACACCUCGGUGAUGGUGGCUGACCUCCAGUCGCACACCAACUACAGCUUCCUGUUGGAGGCCAUCAAUGGGGUGUCUGAGCUUGCCAAAGACCAUGCAAAGCAGUAUGUGACACUUAAUGUGACAACCAAUCAGGCAGCACCGUCCCCGGUAAGUGUAGUGAGAAAAGGCCACACAGGAAAGAGCAGCAUCGCCCUUUCAUGGGCAGAACCCGACCGGCCCAACGGCAUCAUCCUCGAGUACGAGAUCAAGUAUUUUGAAAAGGAGCAGGACUCCAGUUAUACCAUAAUAAAAUCAAAAGAAACAGAAAUGGUGGUGGAAGGCCUGAAACCUUCGUCAGUCUACAUCUUUCAGGUACGAGCCAGGACCUCAGCAGGCUACGGCGCAUUUAGCCGACGUUUUGAAUUCCAGACGAGCCCUUACUUAACUGCCACCAGUGAGCGUGCUCAGGCUUCCAUAAUAGCGGUGGCCAUCACGUUGGCGCUGGUUCUGCUGGCGGUUGUUGCUGGAUUCCUUCUCAGUGGACGGCGAUGUGGCUACAGCAAAGCAAAGCAGGAUCCUGAAGAGGAAAAGAUGCAUUUUCACAAUGGUCACAUAAAAUUCCCUGGUGUCCGUACUUACAUUGACCCCCUCACUUAUGAGGACCCCAACCAGGCAGUGCAUGAGUUUGCACAGGAGAUUGACGUCUCAUGCAUCUCUAUUGAAAGGAUCAUCGGUGCUGGGGAGUUUGGUGAGGUGUGCAGCGGACCCCUGAGGCUGCCCGGCAAAAGAGAGAUCCAGGUUGCCAUUAAGACCUUGAAAGCAGGCUACACAGAGCAGCAGAGGCGGGACUUCCUGUGGGAGGCAUCGAUCAUGGGCCAGUUUAACCAUCCAAACAUCAUCCGCCUGGAGGGAGUCGUCACCAAGAGCAAGCCUGUGAUGAUCAUCACUGAGUACAUGGAGAACGGCUCACUGGAUACCUUUCUAAAGAAAAACGACGGUCAGUUCACGGUUAUCCAGCUGGUUGGUAUGCUGCGGGGCAUCGCAUCUGGCAUGAGAUACCUGUCAGACAUGGGUUAUGUCCAUCGGGAUCUGGCAGCKCGUAACAUCCUUGUCAAUAGCAACCUUGUGUGCAAAGUGUCUGAUUUUGGUCUUUCCCGAGUCCUGGAAGAUGAUGCAGAGGCAGCAUACACUACACGGGGAGGGAAGAUUCCUAUUCGCUGGACAGCUCCUGAGGCGAUUGCAUACAGGAAGUUCACCUCUGCUAGCGACGUGUGGAGUUACGGGAUUGUCAUGUGGGAGGUUAUGUCAUAUGGAGAGAGGCCAUACUGGGAUAUGUCCAAUCAAGAUGUUAUAAAAGCAGUAGAGGAGAGCUACAGGUUGCCUGGCCCGAUGGACUGCCCCGAGGCCCUGUACCACCUGAUGAUGGACUGCUGGCAGCGGGAGCGCAGCAGUCGGCCUAAGUUUGAUGAAAUAGUUUGUCUACUUGACAAGUUUAUUCGCAACCCAUGUUCAUUAAAAAAGUUGGUCAAUUCCUCACACAGGGUCUCCAACCUGUUAGUGGAGCAUGCCAGUGUAGAGGGAGACUGCGGCACUCGAAGCAAGACUAUAGGAGAGUGGCUCGACUCCAUCAAGAUGGGCCGGUACACAGAGCUCUUCAUGGAGGGAGGCUACUCUUCACUCGAAACAGUUGCUCAAAUGACAUCAGAAGAUCUCCGGAGAGUAGGAGUCAACCUGGCCGGACACCAGAAAAAAAUUAUCACAAGUAUUCAGGAGAUGAGAGUCCAUAUGAACAGCACCAACUCUACCGUAAACAUCUGAUGCAUAUGUACAGGCAUGCACACAAAUCAGACAUCCAUAUGUGCACACGAGUUAAAACCGAUAUUUUGGACCUAGCAUGAAAUCAAAGAACUGUUGGACCUAGAACGGCUUAGCACUUUGUGGAGAUAAGGAAACUCUAUGUUCUAUGGAUCUACACUUGAUGAUCUGCGAAUCUGGUGAGUUUUGUGUGUGGAGCUCGUGGAGAUAAUAAGAGCUAAAACCAAACUGAAGUGGACUGAACGGUGCUAUGUGAAAAACUAAGGAAGGCAAACAAAGCUGGGUCUAUAGGAUGUUUUUCUUUUGACUUUUCCCAAUUUUCUGGAAUUUCCGGAUUCUUACGUGAUUUGCACUGUUUGGAUUCUCUCAGAUCAAACUAGAAACAAAGAUUUGGCCCCUUUUUGGCUGUAUCGCAUUGGAGUUUUCAUAAAGUGGGCUCAAAAUGGAACUUUUCUAAUCCGUCUCAGGUGAGACGAGCCCACCUGAUCGGAACAGAACUUAUCCACUAGCCAUAGCUUUGGACGUACACUACCUUUUACAAGUCACCGAGUUGAAAAGAAAAUCUCCGGCAGGGCAAAAAUGAUGGACCAAGAGCAUAAUUAUUACAAGUGUGAGUUACUGGUUUGGCCUAUUCAUCUAUUUUUGUUUUUGUUGUUUUUCUGUCUCUGGGAGGUCGUAAUGCCACAAAACUUCACCAACAGUCUUGCUGCAUAAUUCAUUUACUUUUAAAUGGGAUUCUCCAGCAUAAAACAAGUCGUGAAAGAAAUGUGUCAUGGAAUAAAGAUGAUAGACUUUAGGAUAAGGUUGAUGAAAGGCAACAAAUGAGCCGUCUUUGGUUGAUUUGGGAAUGUCCCUUUGUCUGAAUGUGAACAUUGGUAGAAUAUGGCAAUAAUCUAUCUAGUCUUUAAACCCAGCUUCUGAAUAAUGCCAGAGAUUGUAAAACAUUUAGUUGACAAGCCUGAAAGUCUUUAAAGACUUAAAAUGUCCUUUUAAAAUUCUCUAUUUAUUCGAAUCCAGAAAAUUACUCUUAACUCCAGUUGGUUUAUUUCGAAAUUGUUAGAUGCAUGUUUUAAUAAAAUAUUACAGAUUUUGCAAGCCCUUGCCGUAACUGCAUACAAAAUUUGCAUAUUUUCAACCCAUGCUGUGGAACAUUUCACACAUAAGCAAGAACCUUUGCUUAUUCUUUCAUUGUUUGCUCAGAAGUACUCAAAAUUAACAGACAAAUCUCUCCGCCAGUGAAACUUGACUGGAGUGAUUUAUCAAUCCUUUUAGGAGUUUCAUGGAAAGUUGAGAAAAUCUUCAUGGAAAUAUUGAAUAUUUUGUGUUGGCCCUGCCUGUCAUGAUCUUGUGUGACUUUUUUCCCCCCAAGGGAGCCUGAUGAAUCUAAUGGGAUCGUUUAACGGUGUUCUGGUUUGAGACCUUUUACGGGAUCCCAAAGCAGCUUUCUCUGGUCAGGAGUGCAUUCAGCGGUCUUUACCAAGCCUUCACUUAGAAACCGUAUCUUUCAGGUACCACAGAAAACCCUCGGUAAUCUGUUUAGUUCACCGCGCCGCAGAGUAUCUCUUCCACGCUUGUGUGCCACACCGCGAUAAACCUCACUCUGACAGAAAUGCUGUAAAAAAAAAAAAAUUUUAAAAUGAAGGGAAAAGAAAAAAAAUCGACAAAAAGAACGCAAUAUUGAUAAACUUGAUAAUCAUUUAUUUAUUUGUACUUGUUUAAAAAAAAAAAAGAUUUGUGUGGACAGUUUUAUUAUUGUGCUUUCUCAUGGACUACUGAGCAGCUCCCUACAUGUCUUUUCAUGUAAAUAAUGUACUAUACAUUUAAAGCAGGGAGCAUUGUUCCUUUGUUUACCGUCAUGUGGACAACUUGACAUUGAUUAUACAUCUCAGAGUAGGUCAGUGGUGACUGACGCUAUGAAGCUGCAUUUCUGCUUGAAUGUCCUGGUGGGGGCUAACGGCACAUUUAUCUCCUACCGACCGUUUUAAAAAGGAUGUGCAGAAAGAGCAGAUUUAUCCUUUUUUGUUUGUUUGUUUGUUUUGUUUUUGGUGGUUGCAUUUUAUUUAAAGUUCCAGUGAAAAGCAGAGGAAUAUAUUACAGGAACCAUAUUUUUGCUUGAACUGAUAUUCCCCCCGCCCCCUAUUUUAUGGUUUAAAAGUAAAUGAUGUCAGUAAUUAGUCAAGUCUGUGCUUUACUUAAACUUCAGUAUAGAAUAAUUUCAUUGUGAAUUAUUACUAAAUCUUGACCCCUUUGACUGCAGUGUCCACGACAAUGAGAAGUAUUCACACUAGAUCUACGUUUGCAGAUGACUUACUUCUAUAUGUCUUUGUCCAUUUAAUGUAAAGCUUUGGCAUAAAGUUGGGAAUGAAUAUGUCUUUCUGUUUAGAGAUGGUUUUACUUGACCAUAUGAAAGCACACUACAAGAAUGUACGGUUGUAAAGGGUUGUUCCACUUUUUUGAAGAGCAUGUUUAGCUUUUGAAUGCAUAAAUUCGUGCUUACAGAUCAACAGUUCAAGUGUUGAUUGUGGAAAAUGGAUGACUUCCUGCUGUAAAAGUCUCAGUUGAUUGAAUGUAAAAUGGGUUUUUUUUUUUCCACAUUUGAAGUUCUCCAAGGGUUGAUAGUGUUUCUAAGAGUUAAAAUGGUCCAAGUGAACGUUUUCUUCCAGGAAGCAUAGCAUCUGCAUAGUCUCUUUAGUCUUCUCAUUAGUUGUGUAGCUUUGGUCUUGUAGAUUCAAAGUCUUUUAAUUUUACUAUAAUUUUUCAAGCUACUAUUUUGUAACAUUUUUAAACUUUUUUUUUUUUUUUUUUUUUUUUUUUUUUUAAAAGGCAGUUAAAAAUUGUUUUAAGAGAACACAACAAAUGCAGUAAACACUUGUAGACUACUGUGGCUAUGCAGAUCUGUUUGUUAUAAUGCACCAAUAGUAUAUACAGGAGUGUUGAAUAACUUAAAUCAAAAUGUAACGUUUUCAGCUGUUGUACAACCACUUUUUUCUGGCUUAAUGUUAAAUUCCACGCGUGGUGCAUGAACAACUGGUGAAUAAUGCAGCCAUAUAAGUGCCUCGCAUCUUCAAAGCACUCUUGUUUCCUCUCCUGUCAAAAAUAUUUUGUCCUAACUGUGCCCCAACUUUGUACAAUAUUCAUUCUUUGCCAACAAUGUCUACAGGCAAUAAGAAGAAUGUCAGACAACGUGUAUGUUGGAACUAAUUUAAUUUGCACUUUAUGGGAAAUUAUUUUUUUCUUUGACUGUAAUGUCUAUAUAGGACUUAACUUUUAGUUCUUAAUUAUUUACUUUGUAAUCCAUUUCCUGAUGAUGAUAAUAUCACUUCAUACUGUCAAUCCUUCCCUGGACAUAAAAGUUGACAGCUAAGCACAAAGAGUUGGUAAUAUUUUUCAAAGAAAUUAAAGCUAUGGAACUGUUGA